Messenger RNA from Brassicogethes aeneus, 983 nucleotides. The record is from the annotation of a GenBank genome assembly. Lineage: Eukaryota; Metazoa; Arthropoda; Insecta; Coleoptera; Nitidulidae.
AUGGUGGAAACUUUAAUUUUCGAAAGUCCAGUACAAGAGGAGCCCGAAUCGAGUCCUAUACCGGAAAAUGGCGAUAUUAAUCCGUUCCCGGAGGAUCAGGACCAGACUGAAGCUGAACGCGAAAAAGUGCGCGUCAAGUUUUUCCAGCAGUCCAAACCGCAAGAGGUCGAUCUGCCGAAUGACCACGACCCUUUUACAGACCCAGCUGACUUUUCCAUCAUGGCGACGCAAGUGAUCAUGAACGAAUCGAACCAUGUGGUUUACAACAGAACUGAAAGACCUGAACAAAACAGUAAUAAUAAUUACCAUAAUGAUAACAGAUACAAACAACAUCACCAUUCACCAACAUACUCGGCAAAAGACGAAAUUUUCGAUGCCCUUAAGAACAUUCAAAAAAUCCUGGAGAAACUCCAAUCCGAAAUAACUUUUUUAAAGCAAAGGGAAGAAAAGAAAAACCUUUUAAAUAAUUAUUAUUAUGAUAGAAACUACUUGAAAGCUAACGAAAGUGCGGAUCUAAACAAAAUUGUUGAUUGUAUGGGGUCAGAAACUAAUUGUGUUGUUGUCAUGAAAAAAUGCAGAACUCGCGAAAAAAGCACCGAAAGUGGCUGGGACAACCCGUUCCGACCUGGCGGCGACCUGAGCCGAGAGGCCGACGAGAUCGUCGAGCUGAUAAAGGGCGGCAAACCCAUCACCCCCACUCCGGGGGCGCAGUCGCCCCCCCUCCCCGACAACGGCGACGUCGUCGACGCCAACGGGCGCGCGCCGAACCUCGCCGAGCCGAAGAUCAGCCCGAAGAAGGCCGCCGAGCUGAACCGAAGCCAGAACGGCAACGUGGCGCCGAAAAACGAGUCGAAGGCGGCGCCCGGCGCGGUCGACGUGCAACGCGGCAACGUCAAACCCGACGGCGACGCCUCGCAAGUGGAACACGUCACGAUAAAAAAGAAACCCAAAUGCAAGUGCUGUGUUAUACAAUAAUCGGCAAC